This is a messenger RNA of Periconia digitata, 2060 nucleotides long. NCBI's taxonomy places the organism in Eukaryota, Fungi, Ascomycota, Dothideomycetes, Pleosporales, Periconiaceae. The record is from the annotation of a GenBank genome assembly.
AUGGCCAACAUGACCAAACCUCGCGAAGCACUUGUAUUCCCCCCCGACAAAUCCUCAUCGAUAGACCUUUAUAUCCCACCGUCAUCUACAUCAUCCCAGUCAACGCCUACCAAACCUUUUGUCACAUUGACCUACGCAACCUCCCUCGACUCCUCUCUCGCUCUCUCCCCUGGCGUUCAGACCGCCCUAUCUGGUCCGGAGUCGAAAGCAAUGACGCAUCAUCUCCGCUCUAGACACGAUGCUAUUCUCAUCGGGUGCGGAACUGCCAUUGCCGACGAUCCGAGCUUGAACUGUCGAAUUGAGGGGGUGGGUGGGUAUGGAGGGAAAGGGCUGGAAGGGCAACCGAGACCUAUAGUAUUAGAUCCGAGGGGAAGAUGGGAUGUCAACCAUGAGAGUAAAGUUGUCAAGCUGGCCGCGGAAGGGCGGGGAAAGGCACCGUGGGUGUUUACCCUGGGUGAAGUAGGACAUGAGAGAAAUCAUAUUUUGGAAGAUGUCGGUGGACAAUUUGUCAGGAUUGGGGGUGGAGAUGUGCUGGAGUGGGACGACAUCCUGAGGGUCCUCGCAGAGAAGGGGCUCAAGAGUGUGAUGAUCGAGGGCGGCGGCCAUGUUAUUAAUUCUCUACUUUCACCCAAAACCGCUCAUCUUGUUGAUACGGUAAUCAUCACCCUAGCACCCACCUGGCUAGGGAAAGGAGGCGUAGCCGUGAUUCCAGAUGAAAGGCGGGACGAGCAGGGCACCAAGUUGGCAGUAGGGAGACUAAAGGAUGUGAAGUGGGUUCCGCUGGGGGAGGAUGUGGUGCUGUGUGGGAGGAUGUGAUCACGAAAAUAGCGAAGACCAUCCUCUAGACAAGGCCGCGUAGAACGGUCCAGCGCGAUUACGUCUCGAGUUCUGUUUGCUGCGCCCAAGGAAGAAGUUUUGAAACCACACCAUCCACCACAAGGGCUCUCACGGUUGAUUCCAGACCCUGGGUCAGUUGAGAUGCUACCGCGUCAUCCCACCCACGCGACUUUCUCUUGCUAUGCAAACCCUCGCCGAUUCCCAAGGGGUCCUGCUGCCAAGGUGCAAACCCAUAUCGUUCUUCACCUCGAAUAGUCUCCUCAUGAUCAGCUUCAGACAUGACGGGAUCGAUUCCCUGCACUUGCAACCGAGUUGACGGCCAGUUGAUCGCAGGACCAUGCAGGUUUAAAAAUCGUUUAGCCUUGAAUGCAUGCGUAAUGACCCGAAUCUGUUUGGGAUAUCUACCUGUGGUGCGUCGAAACAGUAGAAUGCUAAACAAUAAAUUCUGCAGAGAGUCGGUCGCAUGCUCUUCCAACAGCAAGCGGCCUCUGGCGAAAAGCGCGUGUGCUUGUCCACCUCCUGGAUUGCCUUGAGCAAGCUCAUGGGCAAGUGCAGCGUGAUAAUACGAGCGAGCUUCGCUGAGAGUAAGUGUCGACUUCGUGGCACCGCCGCUCAAGACCAAUACGGCGCGGCCCGCAAGUGCUGCGCUUUGCAAUGCGUCACAGCCGGCCAGUACAUGCGCAACAAAAGUCUCAUGCUCGCCGGGCUUACCCGAUUCCUCGCUGGAUUUUUGGAAGGGUGCAAGAUGCCAGUUGCGUUCAUCAUGCGGACUGUGUAAAGGGAAGCUCGGAACGGAAGCGUCCGGGUGAUAUAUGGCGUGGCAACAAACAACGACCAGAUGAUCGAUCUCGUCAUAAGUUGGCGGGGGAAUCACGUGUUGGGGAUGUUGAAAAGUUGAGGUGUUGUCUGGAGGAUCAGGGCAUGUGCUGGGUGGACCUUGGUAUUUGCUGGCAUCUAGGGCCUCCCCAAUUUGCUGUUGAUUGCGGAAUCGAUGGGACCUCGAUUUGGGCAGUGUUCUGGAAGGUGUGGCUGGUGACAUGUUGGAAGGGGAGGAGUCGUGCGGGAAGUCAAGCCAAGCUUGAUUACCGACUGCUUCGGACAACGGUGUAGUUGGAAAGCGGAUCCUGCCUGUCAGCAAGGGUGAAUGCACACUUUUGAUGGCUUCAAUAGGUGAGGAGAGGUCGGUUGGUUGGUAGGUAAGUAAAUAGCAAGCAGCAACAGGG